Messenger RNA from Rattus rattus (black rat), 1044 nucleotides. It is a transcript of the gene Upk3a, whose product is annotated as uroplakin 3A. The record is from RefSeq and is a predicted model, not a curated record. The transcript has 6 exons. The coding region runs from base 44 to 907 and encodes 287 amino acids. Lineage: Eukaryota; Metazoa; Chordata; Mammalia; Rodentia; Muridae.
CUCGCUAGCAGGCUGUUUGCUCUGUAGAGGCUCAUCUCGGGCGAUGCUCCUGCUCUGGGCCCUGCUGGCCCUCGGAUGCCUGCGGUGUGGCUGGACUGUGAACCUCCAGCCCCAAUUGGCCAGUGUGACCUUUGCCACCAACAACCCUACCCUCACCACCGUGGCCUUGGAGAAGCCUCUGUGCAUGUUCGAUAGCUCAGAGCCGCUCAGUGGUGCUUAUGAGGUUUACCUUUAUGCCAUGGUAGACUCAGCCAUCUCCAGGAAUGUGUCUGUGCAGGACAGCGCAGGCGCUCCGCUGAGCACCACGUUCCGGCAAACCCAGGGUGGGAGGUCUGGCCCCUAUAAAGCUGCGGCCUUUGACCUGAUCCCUUGUGGUGAUUUGCCCAGCCUGGAUGCUGUUGGAGAUGUGACCCAGGCCUCAGAGAUCCUGAAUGCUUAUCUAGUCAGGGUGGGCAACAACGGGACCUGUUUUUGGGACCCCAACUUCCAGGGCCUCUGCAACCCACCCCUGACAGCAGCCACUGAGUACAGGUUCAAAUAUGUCCUGGUCAACAUGUCCACAGGCUUGGUGCAGGACCAGACACUAUGGUCGGAUCCCAUCCGGACCAACCGGCCCUCUCCUUACUUGGCCAUUGACACGUGGCCCGGCCGUCGGAGCGGAGGCAUGAUUGUCAUUACAUCCAUUCUGGGCUCCCUGCCCUUCUUCCUGCUCGUGGGUUUCGCUGGAGCCAUCAUCCUCAGCUUUGUGGACAUGGGCAGUUCUGAUGGAGAAACAACACACGACUCGCAGAUCACCCAGGAGGCUGUCCCCAAGACCCUGGGGGCCUCUGAACCUUCCUACUCAUCUGUGAACCGGGCCCCACCCCUAGACAGAGCAGAGGUGUUCUCCAGCAAGCUCCAAGACUGAAAUGAUCCUUGGCCCCAAGCCAUCAGCCCUGACCUGUGGUUGGCAGCAAUGGCAUUUAUGCUCAGACUGGGCCAGAUGUGAAAUAAGACAUCUUGGUUCAAUGUCAUGAAAACGCUAAAUAAAAUCUUAAGUAUUAA